AUGGCUGUGAUCGAGAGGAUGGACAAUAACAAGUGUCGACAAGGAUGUGGAGAAUUAGAACACUCGGACUUCUGCGCAAAUGAAGUCCGUUUCCCGAAGAGGACGGAGAACUUGGCGGGUGGCGUCCUGCGCGGUGGGAUGGCAGGAGCGCGGGCCGCUGCCCUGCCAGGCCGCUGGAAUUGCGGGGCACCAGAGCAGGGCAGCCACAGUCCGCAGCCGGAUGGCGAAAAGCCUCCCGCCGUGCUGGGAUUAAACUCCCGAGUAAAUGUCCGACAUAGAGUAAAAACUCAUAGCGGCGCGGGGAGGGUGUUGACUGCCGGAGCUGGUUGUCCAAACUCGAAGCCAAUCUCGAGGGCCCUUAGGGAGAUUUUACAGCUACGGGGAUGCCAGGGACAGUUGAUGUCGCGGUUUGCAGGAGCCCUGCGGUUUUGCUGGGAAGCCGCGGAACCAGCAGACUUAGAUAAAAAAAGGCAUGUAGAGCUGAAGAUGGACCAAGCGUUGCUGCUCAUCCAUAACGAACUACAUGGAACAAACCUGACUGUCUACUGGAAUUCUGAACGCUGUUAUCAUUGCUCAUUUCAGGUUCUAGUAAAUGUUUCCUGGAGUGGAAAACCUGGGAAGCCUAGCACUGCGGCGGUUGCUGUGAGCACCCAGCAUGGAUCUAUCCUGCAACUUAAUGACACUGUGGAAGAGAAGGAAGUUUGUAGGCUGGAAUAUAAAUUUGGAGAAUUUGGAAACUAUUCACUCUUGGUAAAGCACGUCCAUAAUGGAGUCAAUGAAAUUGCUUGUGACGUAGUUGUCAAUAAGAAUCCAAUUGACAGUAACCUUCCUGUGUGUGUCGCUUUCCUUAUUGGUGUGGCAAUCAUCAUUGCAGUCUCAUUUCUCAGGUUUUUACUGAGUUUGGAUGACUUUCAUAAUUGGAUUUCUAAAGCAAUAAAUUCACGGGAAACUGAUCGCCUGAUCAAUUCUGAGCUGGGGUCUCCAAGCAGGGCAGACUCACUCGGUGGCGAUACUCAACCAGGAGGAUGGUGUCCACCUGCCUCACCUCCGCGCCUCCGCUGUGUAGACACAUUCAGGGGGAUAGCUCUCAUCCUUAUGGUCUUCGUUAAUUAUGGAGGAGGAAAAUAUUGGUACUUCAAACACUCAAGUUGGAAUGGACUGACGGUGGCCGACCUUGUAUUCCCAUGGUUUGUAUUUAUUAUGGGAUCUUCGAUUUUUCUGUCAAUGACUUCCAUAUUGCAGCGAGGAUGUUCAAAACUCAAAUUGAUGGGGAAAAUUGGAUGGAGGAGUUUCUUGUUAAUCUGUAUAGGAAUGUUCAUUGUGAACCCCAAUUACUGCCUUGGUCCAUUGUCUUGGGAUAAGGUGCGAAUCCCUGGUGUGCUCCAGCGGCUGGGGGUGACCUACUUUGUGGUUGCCGUGUUAGAGCUCAUCUUUGCCAAACCUGUGCCUGAAAGCUGUGCCUCGGAGAGAAGCUGCUUUUCCCUUCGAGACAUCAUCUUCAGCUGGCCCCAGUGGCUCUUCAUUCUGAUGCUGGAAAGCAUUUGGCUGGGCUUGACAUUCUUCUUGCCUGUUCCUGGAUGUCCUACUGGUUAUCUUGGACCUGGUGGCAUUGGAGAUUUGGGGAAGUAUCCAAAUUGUACUGGAGGAGCUGCUGGCUACAUUGACCGCUUGCUUCUGGGCGAUGACCACAUUUACCAGCAUCCUUCUUCGGCCGUGCUUUAUCACACCGAGGUGGCCUACGAUCCAGAGGGAAUCUUAGGGACCAUCAACUCCAUUGUGAUGGCAUUUUUAGGAGUUCAGGCAGGAAAAAUACUCUUGUAUUACAAGGACCAGACCAAAGACAUACUGAUCAGAUUCACUGCCUGGUGUUGUUUUCUAGGGCUUAUUUCUAUUGCUUUGACGAAAAUUUCUGAAAAUGAAGGCUUUAUUCCAAUAAACAAAAAUCUGUGGUCCAUUUCCUAUGUCACCACACUGAGCUCCUUUGCCUUCUUCAUCCUGCUUAUCCUGUACCCUAUUGUGGACGUGAAGGGACUGUGGACAGGGACCCCGUUCUUCUACCCAGGAAUGAAUUCUAUUCUGGUGUACGUUGGCCACGAGGUGUUUGAGAACUACUUCCCCUUCCAGUGGAAGCUGGGGGACAACCAGUCACACAAAGAGCAUCUAACUCAGAACAUAGUCGCCUCUGCACUUUGGGUGCUCAUUGCCUACAUUCUCUAUAAAAAGAAGGUUUUUUGGAAAAUCUGA
Messenger RNA from Puma concolor (puma), 2244 nucleotides. Lineage: Eukaryota; Metazoa; Chordata; Mammalia; Carnivora; Felidae. The record is from RefSeq and is a predicted model, not a curated record.